This is a messenger RNA of Saimiri boliviensis boliviensis (Bolivian squirrel monkey), 5481 nucleotides long. It is a transcript of the gene SYNRG, whose product is annotated as synergin gamma. The record is from RefSeq and is a predicted model, not a curated record. Gene Ontology annotation, cellular component: clathrin coat of trans-Golgi network vesicle. Gene Ontology annotation, molecular function: protein binding. NCBI's taxonomy places the organism in Eukaryota, Metazoa, Chordata, Mammalia, Primates, Cebidae.
GCCGCGCGGUCCGCGGGGCGCGCGGCCCGGCGUUUGCCCCGGAAGUGGCUGUCUUCAGCCGACAGCUGCUGCGAAGGCGGCGGCGGCGAGGGCGGCGGCGAGGGCGGCGGGCCCGGAGCAAGAUGGCGCUGCGGCCGGGAGCUGGUGCUGGCGGCGGCGGGGCCGCGGGAGCCGGCGCGGGGGCCGCCGGGGGAGGCAGCUUCAUGUUUCCUGUUGCAGGUGGGAUAAGACCCCCUCAAGCAGGCCUGAUGCCGAUGCAGCAACAAGGAUUUCCUAUGGUCUCUGUCAUGCAGCCUAACAUGCAAGGCAUUAUGGGAAUGAAUUACAGCUCUCAGAUGUCCCAGGGACCUAUUGCUAUGCAGGCAGGAAUACCAAUGGGACCAAUGCCAGCAGCGGGAAUGCCUUACCUAGGACAAGCGCCCUUCCUGGGCAUGCGUCCUCCAGGCCCACAGUACACUCCAGACAUGCAGAAGCAGUUUGCCGAAGAGCAGCAAAAACGAUUUGAACAGCAACAAAAACUCUUAGAAGAAGAACGAAAAAGGCGCCAGUUUGAAGAGCAGAAGCAAAAGCUCAGACUUCUGAGCAGUGUGAAACCCAAGACAGGAGAGAAGAGUAGAGAUGAUGCUUUGGAAGCCAUAAAAGGAAACUUAGAUGGAUUUUCCAGAGAUGCAAAAAUGCACCCGACUCCAGCAUCGCACCCCAAGAAACCAGAUUGUCCCACAUCUCAUGCUACUAAAACUGUCUUCCCAUCACCUGCCUUUCUCGACCAAGAAGAAUUCAGUGACUUUAUGCAGGGGCCUGUUGAAGUGCCCCCGUGCGGGCCUUCUGCCAUGUCCCAGCCCUUUCAGUCUCUCCACCCCUCCACCCCACUUGGCCAGCUGCAUGCACAGAAGGCUGGGACACAGCCCCUCCCUCCAGAUCACAGUCCAGUGCCUUUUGCCUUACAUGGUGUCCCUGAGCAAAUUUCUUACUUCUCUACUGCUUCAACCUCACACAAUAUACCGAAAGCAGGCCCUUCCUUGGAGGAGAAGCUCCUAGUAUCUUGUGAUAUAAGUACAUCUGGGCAGGAACAAAUAAAAUUAAAUACCUCUGAAGUUGGCCACAAAGCCCUAGGCCCAGGUUCCAGUAAGAACCAUCCCAGUUUAACGGCCAGUAAUGGGGGUGCUGUAGAUGGAUGUGUAAGUGGUACCACCACUGCCGAGGCAGAAAAGACUUCAGAUCAAAACCUGUCAAUUGAAGAGAGUGGUGUGGGAGUAUUUCCCUCACAGGAUCCUGUGCAGCCCAGAAUGCCUCCUUGGAUUUACAAUGAGAGUUUGGUUCCAGAUGCCUAUAAGAAAAUCUUAGAAACCACAAUGACUGCAACUGGAAUAGAUACUGCUAAACUGUAUCCCAUUCUGAUGUCAUCUGGACUUCCCAGGGAAACUCUUGGGCAGAUAUGGGCCUUCGCUAAUCGAACUACACCUGGCAGACUUACGAAAGAAGAACUUUAUACCGUUCUCGCCAUGAUAGCAGUGACACAGAGGGGUGUUCCUGCAAUGAGUCCUGAUGCUUUAAACCAGUUCCCAGCAGCUCCUAUUCCAACUUUAAGUGGUUUUUCUAUGACUCUGCCUACACCAGUGAGUCAGACAACUGUGAUACCGUCAGGCCCUGCGGGCUCCAUGCCCCUCAGCCUUGGACAGCCAGUCAUGGGCAUUAACCUUGUUGGACCAGUGGGUGGAGCUGCAGCCCAGGCUUCUGGUGGUUUCCUGCCAACUUACCCUGCAAAUCAGGUAGUAAAGCCAGAAGAAGACGACUUCCAGGAUUUUCAAGAUGCUUCUAAGUCAGGAUCCCUUGAUGACUCAUUCAGUGAUUUCCAAGAGUUGCCUGCUUCUUCAAAAACAAGUAACUCCCAGCAUGGAAAUAGUGCCCCUUCUUUGUUGAUGCCGCUUCCUGGAACGAAAGCCUUGCCUUCAGUGGACAGAUAUGCUGUAUUUAAAGGAAUUGCGGCUGAUAAGUCUUCUGAAAAUACUGUUCCCCCUGGAGAUCCUGGUGAUAAAUAUAGUGCUUUCAGAGAACUCGAACACACAGCAGAGAAUAAACCUUUAGGAGAAAGCUUUGCAGAAUUCAGAUCUGCAGGAACUGAUGAUGGUUUCACCGAUUUUAAAACAGCCGAUAGUAUAUCACCACUAGAGCCAGCGACAAAAGACAAAACUUUUCCACCAUCCUUCCCCUCAGGAACUAUACAGCAGAAACAACAAACACAAGUGAAAAAUCCUCUGAACUUAGCAGACCUUGAUAUGUUUUCCUCAGUUAAUUGCAGCAGCGAGAAACCAUUGUCUUUUUCAGCUGCGUUUAGUACAGCUAAAUCAGCUUCCACACCACAGUCAACAGGUUCUGCUGCUACUACAUUGGCAUCGACAGCAUUGGCAUUGACGAAAACUUCUAGUUUGGCUGAUGAUUUUGGAGAAUUCAACCUUUUUGGGGAAUAUUCUAGUCUAGCAUCUGUUGGGGAGCAGGAUGACUUUGCAGAUUUUAUGGCUUUCAGUAAUAGCUCUAUUUCAUCUGAGCAAAAGGCAGAUGACAAAUAUGAUGCCCUUAAAGAGGAGGCCAGUCCUGCUUCUCUAACCAGCAACAUGGGCAGCACAGUGAAGGGUGGACAGAAUCCCACUGCUGCGUCUAGCAAGUAUGAUGUCUUCAGACAACUUUCUCUGGAAGGGUCUGGAGUAGGUGUUGAAGACCUGAAAGAUAACACUCCUUCAGGAAAAAGUGAUGAUGAUUUUGCUGACUUCCAUUCCAGCAAACUUUCUUCUAUAAACUCGGACAAAUCCCUGGGAGAGAAGGCUGUGGCCUUCAGACACACCAAAGAAGACUCUGCGUCAGUGAAGUCCUUGGAUCUCCCUUCCAUUGGUGGCAGCAGUGUUGGCAAGGAGGACUCUGAAGACGCACUCUCUGUUCAGUUUGACAUGAAACUGGCUGAUGUGGGAGGAGAGCUUAAGCAUGUCAUGUCUGAUAGCUCUUUGGAUUUACCAACAGUUAGUGGCCAGCAUCCUCCUGCUGCAGAUAUAGAGGACUUAAAAUAUGCUGCUUUUGGAAGCUACAGUAGCAAUUUUGCAGUGAGCACACUUACAAGCUAUGACUGGUCAGACAGGGAUGAUGCAUCUCAGGGCAGAAAACUCUCUUCAUUUGUCCUCUCAGCAGGAAGUGGAUCCCCCUCAGCCACCUCAGUUCUUCAAAAGAAAGAGACUUCAUUUGGCAGUUCUGAAAACAUCACCAUGACAUCUCUCUCCAAAGUAACGACCUUUGCAAGUGAAGAUGCUCUUCCAGAGACAACCUUCCCAGCUUUUGCCAGUUUUAAAGACAUGAUUCCUCAGACCCGUGAGCAAAAGGAAUAUGAAAGCCGAGACUAUAAAGAUUUCACAAGACAGGACCUGCCCACGGCUGAACGGAGCCAAGAGGCCACGUGUCCCAGCCCAGCUUCCAGUGGCGCCUCUCAAGAAACCCCCAACGAAUGUUCAGAUGACUUUGGAGAGUUUCAAAGUGAAAAGCCCAAAAUCAGCAAAUUUGACUUCUUAGUAGCCACUUCACAAAGCAAAAUGAAAUCCAGUGAAGAAAUGAUCAAAAGUGAGCUGGCAACCUUUGACCUUUCUGUUCAAGGAUCCCACAAGAGGAGUUUGAGCCUUGGUGAUAAAGAAAUAAGCCGUUCUUCUCCUUCUCCGGCUGAGCAGCCUUUCAGAGACCGUUCCAAUACUCUCAAUGAGAAGCCCGCGCUGCCUGUCAUCCGAGACAAGUACAAAGACUUGACAGGAGAGGUGGAGGAAAAUGAGAGAUACGCAUAUGAAUGGCAGAGAUGCCUGGGGAGUGCCCUGGAUGUCAUUAAGAAGGCAAAUGAUACCUUAAAUGGAAUCAGUAGUAGUUCUGUUUGCACGGAAGUAAUUCAGUCAGCACAAGGCAUGGAAUAUUUAUUAGGUGUUGUUGAAGUGUACCGGGUAACCAAGCGUGUGGAGCUGGGGAUAAAGGCCACUGCAGUAUGCAGUGAGAAACUCCAGCAGUUGCUGAAGGACAUCGAUAAAGUGUGGAACAACCUAAUUGGCUUCAUGUCACUCGCCACACUCACACCAGAUGAGAACUCGCUGGAUUUUUCCUCCUGCAUGCUACGGCCUGGGAUUAAAAACGCUCAGGAACUUGCCUGCGGCGUGUGCCUGUUAAACGUGGACUCAAGGAGCCGGAAAGAAGAGAAGCCUGCAGAAGAACAUCCUAAAAAAGCAUUCAACUCAGAAUCCGACAGUUUCAAGCUGGCCUAUGGAGGGCACCAGUAUCACGCCAGCUGUGCCAACUUCUGGAUCAACUGUGUCGAACCAAAGCCUCCUGGCCUCGUCCUGCCUGACCUGCUCUGAACAACUCCUCUGUGAAGCAUUGGCUUUUUUUUCUGUGACACCCCAUGGGGUGACAGGGACCAAUAACUAGAAUGCGAACGCUGCGCAGCUGGCUGCCGUGACUCUAGGUGAAGAACACCGCAAGGCAUGGGGGACGCUGCAGGGUCCAGUCAUUCCCACAGCCGGUCUUCGGGAUCGGAGGUAAAAUUGUCCCACCCAAACUGCACAUGGCACCCGAAGUUUGCUCACUUCUGUCUACUUUUGUUAAGAUCUUCUAAAAUAUGGACCGUAGCUUUCUUGAUCUAAGGAAUAAUUUGCUGCUGCAGUAUUGAAACUGUGAAGAACUGACAUUUGAAGAAAAAUAAAUUAUUGUGCGGGACUGGAAUGGGCGAGGGUUUCGAGCCAGUGCUUGUUCUUAUCUAGGACGCCUACUGUCCUGUGCAGUAGAAUGCGUGUAUCUGCAUUUAGUUUGUUAAUGUCUGCAAUGAAUAAAAAGGGGAAAUUGCGAUUAAACUGACGUUCUGCUUUUUCUAGAGAAGAUUCUGCCCAUCUCCCCUGGAUGGUAGCAGGCAGGUGAGGGUAGCUUUCACCAACUUUGUUGUCAUAACUGAACCAGUUCUCUACUUUUAUUUCUGUCAACUAUCAAGACUUUUUUCCAAAACAGGCCUGGGCACUCUGCUGUCGUGAAGAAUGCUCAUUUUGACGGAGGCCCAAAUCCUGUGUAUCAGGAUAACACCCUUCCCCCGAGGAGCCUUCCCUGCAAACCCGUUUUGCCACAUGCAAAGACUGCGACGGCAGUUUUCUCGGACGAGGUUCGGAAAGGCGGUGGGAUGAAAUCUCUUGGCAGUGGCCUGACUCCAGAUUUCCAGAGACGACUGCAUAGGGACCAACACUGCCUGACUUCACAGCAGUAUCUUGAGAAAAACCUGAAAAUUAAUUCAGGGUGAAAAUGUGGAGUUCUCGGCCUAGUGUAAAGUAGCAAGAUGUAUAUUUAUGGGGUAGAUACAUGACUUAGAAGAAGUAGAAGGAAAUCGUUGAGAAAUAGUACUGAAUUUUAGAUGGAAAAGCUCCUGCUUCCCGGUGUAGGGAAUUUUCUUUGCCAUUUAAUCUGAAUGCAUAAAAUUAGAGG